AGCGCAUCGAACUCAUCGGCGCAAAGUAGCAAACAUCGCCAGCCAGCAUAGCAAAGCAAACAAUAGUACACUACACGCAGCAACACAGACAGAGACCCGAAUUAAACGAAAGAGUCUCAGAGAGAGAAAGAGAGGGGAGAGAGAGGGGAGCCAAAAAGAGGCCUGGCAGGUGCAGGUGUACCAAAUCACAAACACACACAUCUGCAACGCGCCUACAUACAUUGAACGGUGCCUGCACUGCACUGCAGCCUAUCUUUCUCUCUCUCCUCUAGCUCGCUCGCUCUGGUGCACAACAACAACGAACGACAUCCAGUUUUUGCACUAAACGUUACGACGACAUCACGCUGCUCACGCUGCUUGCUCACAGGGGCCUCUUCCAGAGAGAGAAACGCUGAAACGGCCGGGUGUGGAGGUGGGAAUUGUGAUACUUGCUAGUGGAGAGGACGAGAAAGUGUGAGAGAGAAAAAGAGAGAGAGAGAGAGAGAGAGAGAGAGAGAGAGAGAGAGAGAUUAAAGGAAGUUAAGGAAGGCGACACAUUAACGCCAUUAGGUGGACGCGAGGCGGAGAGAAUUGAUAAAUAAAUAGACAUGGCACCGAGGACGACUGCCGGUGUAGAAGGCUUGGGGCCCACCACCGUCAAUAUUGCCGAGAGAGAAAGCAGCGGAUGUAGCGAUGGUUCAGCCUUCCCUGCUGCUGCUAACAAGAAUAAACGAGGUGAGAAAGAUGAUUCGUACACUCGACUAUGGCAUGCAUGUGCUGGUCCUAAUGUUUAUGUUCCGCGCCCCGGAGAGAAGGUUUUCUACUUCCCUCAAGGUCACAUGGAACAGGUCGAGGCAUAUGCAAACGAAGAUGGCAAAAUGGAAAUGCCAAUUUACAAUUUGCCUUCCAAGAUCCUCUGCAAUGUUGUCUGCGUUCUGCUAAAGGCUGAAGUUCACACAGAUGAAGUGUUUGCUCAAAUCACCUUGCUUCCUCUGACUGAGCUAAGUUUAGAUGAAGAAAAUAAUCAACCCGUGCCUCAGAGCACCAGUACACGCUCCUUUAGCAAGACACUCACCCCAUCUGACACAAGCACUCAUGGUGGAUUCUCUGUUCCGAAACGACAAGCUGAUGAGUGCCUUCCACCUCUGGACAUGUCUCAGCAACCACCAGUACAAGAACUCAUCGCAAGGGACUUGCAGGGAUUUGAGUGGCACUUUCGCCAUAUAUUUCGCGGUCAGCCAAAGAGGCACUUGCUUACCAGUGGUUGGAGUACAUUUGUGACUGCAAAAAGACUUGUUGCUGGGGAUGCAUGUAUCUUUGUCAGAGGAGAAAAUGGAGAGUUACGUGUUGGGAUACGCCGUGCGAACAAAAAACAGGACAAUGCAUCAACUGCUCUCAUUUCAGGCCACAGCAUGCAACAUGGCAUACUUGCCAGUGCUUUCCAUGCCAAUUCUACUGGUACCAUGUUUACUGUGUACUAUCGUCCAUGGACCAGUCCUGCUGCAUUUAUAAUUCCUUGUGAUCAAUACAUGAAAUCAGCAAAAAAUGACUACUCUAUUGGUAUGAGAUUCAGAAUGUGUUUUGAAGGUGAUGAAUGUGCAGAGAAAAGAUUGGCGGGUACUAUAUUAGAUAUUGAAGAUAAUGAUUGUAUCAGGUGGCCCAGUUCAGAAUGGAGGUGUCUGAAGGUCCAAUGGGAUGCCUCAUCAGAUACAAACUUGCAUCCUGAAAGGCUUUCUCCUUGGAAUAUCAUGCCUCUCCAACCUAAUAAGAGAGCACAUGUUCCUGAUCUGAUAUCACCUGGGUUUCCUAACUCGGCCACGAAUGGCUUAUUGCCAAUUCCAGUUGAGUAUACACCUCCAAGACAAAAAAAGGUCUUUCAAGGUCAAGAAAUUAGUGACCCACCUGCUUAUGAACCGGGUACUCAAAAACCACCAUUACUACCGCAGUUCAUUCCACCAUCAAAUCCUGACUGGAACUAUACACAAUUGGGAUUGGAAAACAAUCCAUUGCAUGACCCACUUUUUCAAUGUCCUGGCAGUGCAAUAGCUCCAAGUCUCACUAACCAAUGGCCACCAAUAUUUAAUUUCGGAGUCUUGGACAGUGUCGCGUUUAGAAGAAGCAUGUCAGUUCCAAAUAUCAAAUCCUCUGGGUCCCAGGACUCGAGGGCCUUCAAACCAAGGAGUGAGAUUGAAGCGCCCCUUGUCCAACCAAAUAGCCGUGGUACAACCAUGCUGUUCGGGGUCAAUAUAGUUACUAGUCACCCGGAGCUCCCUUCACCACAAGUUGUCACUUCUAGUGAACUUUUUAGUCCUUGUUCUAUUACUCCAAUAUCUCAGUCGAGUGUUUCUGAAACUAUCCAGAUUUCAGAGACAUCUAAGAGUGUUUCUGGUGUUCUUUCUGCGAAACAAUGCAAGAACUGUUGCUCUGUCACUAACAGGAGCUGCAUAAAGGUGCUCAAAUAUGGAGCUCCUGUUGGAAGGUCGGUGGACCUCACACGCUUUGAUGGGUAUGGUGAACUCAUUGCUGAGCUUGACCAGAUGUUUGAUUUCAAAGGAAGCUUGAUCGAUGGAAGCAGUGGGUGGCAGGUAACCUAUAUGGAUGAUGAAGGAGACAUGAUGCUGAUAGGAGAUUACCUGUGGCAUGAAUUCCAGUCCAUGGUGCAAAAAUUGUACAUCUGUCCAAAGGAAGAAAUCGACAGACUGAAUCCAGGCUUGCCAAAUGCAACAUCCCUCUAAUUCUUUGCUGUGAGGUCAUUUGUGUUUAUCUGUUCAUAUGAGGGAGUGUGAGACAGAAACAGAGACAGAGACAGGGAGAGAUGGUAUCGACAAACAUGUCUGCAUGAAUAGCUAUGUCCACUUGUGCAAAUUUAAUCAUCUAGUGUAGCUACAGUUUGCACAUUAUCUAAAUUUAGCCAAAAACAGAAGUUUGGUUGGUUGUUCUGAAGGAUGCUAGUGUUUUGUGAGAGAUUGCUGUCCUGUAUAAAAUCCAGAUAUAUACACCUGUUCUGGUAGAAUUAUGGACCUGGGCAGUGGGCAUGAAUCAUGAUAGAUACUUAAUUCACAGUAUAUUAUAUUGGAUAGUUGUUCUUUAUUCACAGUGUAUUAUAUUGGAUAGUUAUAACUUAUAUUUAUAUGCAAAAGCAUUUCCAGUUUCGAAUUUGUUUUGCAUAUUGAGCUAUAAUGUGUGGGUUUUUUGGGCCUAUUUAUAUGGUUUGGGCCCGAGCACCUUGGUUAUCCGGAAAAAAAAAAAGAAAGAAAAAGAAAAAAAAAGUGAGAGCAGCUUGUGCCUCGGAGGCUCAGCCUAUCUCGAUUCUCAUCUGCGAAUUUCCAGGCACACGCACCCUUCAUAUAUUUCCCGCCACCAAACCAUUUUCUCUCAUCAAAGAAAAUCUAGCAGAGAAAAGAAAGUAACCAUGAAAUCUUUGUAUCCAAUUAGACCAAUUACAGCCGUCCCAAAGUUUAAUUCUACCUCUUACUCCAAAAUUUCUGCUAUCACCAGUGUUGCUACGCCUACGCUCAAUUUCUGGGUUUCAUCACCACAUCCAAUUCGCUCACUGAAUGAUUUUCCCAAGCCACACCCACACACUCCUCUAAGAUCUCAGUCUCCUUCAAACCCACAAAGCAACGAGCAAGGGAAAGAUGAAGUGGAAGAAGAAGAAGACCCAGAUGCCCAAGUCCAAGACCUUGUGGUCCCAGAGCGUUGGUUGGUCCCUUCCAAGGCCUUGGAGGAAUCAGAGUGGCUAAGGGUUACUUUGCAUAAGUGGUUGGAUGAUGAGUAUUGCCCAGAAGCCACCAAUUUUGAAAUCAGCAAGAUUGCUGCUCAAUCAUACUACAAAUCUUUGCUGGGAAAACAGACUGACUUGGGUGAGAUUUUGCUGAAGAUGGCUAUAGAAUUGGAAUCUAUUUCCUACCAGGAAAGCUUCCAUGGGGCAUUCUCAUCCGCCAACGCAGCAGUGAAUUUGAUUGCCCAACGGAUAGAGCAGUCCUGAUUUUAACUCAAACCAGUUGAUGAAGGUUUUCACUUUUCACUUUUCAUUUCACCAAAUUAGUAAUUUAUCGUCUCCUGCA
This is a messenger RNA of Prunus mume (Japanese apricot), 4046 nucleotides long. The record is from RefSeq and is a predicted model, not a curated record. NCBI's taxonomy places the organism in Eukaryota, Viridiplantae, Streptophyta, Magnoliopsida, Rosales, Rosaceae.